Insectozyma verbasci is the source of this 2889-nucleotide messenger RNA. NCBI's taxonomy places the organism in Eukaryota, Fungi, Ascomycota, Pichiomycetes, Serinales, Debaryomycetaceae. The record is from the annotation of a GenBank genome assembly.
AUGACCAUUUUACUAUGGUUAUUCUAUUUAUUUCAUAUUAUUAAUGGUAUAUCUAUAGUAAAUAAACCACCAGAUUCUACCUAUCCUGAUAUACCAAAUACUUUGGUCGAUAUUUUAUCAUCUCAACCUCAAUUUUCAUAUUUCCUAAGGCAUUUACAACGCCAUGGGCUAAUUCCUCAAUUAAAUUUGAUGAAAAAUGUUACUUUAUUAGCUCCUAUAAAUCUGGCUUUUGUUAAUAAGAAUAAUGAUGAUGAAUGGAAUAAUAAUCAAUUAUUGCGUUAUAUUGUGAAUCAAAAAUUUAGAGUUGGUUAUUUAAAUGAUCAAGAUGCAAUAUUUGAAACAUUAUAUAAAAUUGAUAAAAAAACUUAUUAUCCGAUUAAAAUAAGUCCAGAUUUUGAAUCAAAAGAAUAUGUAAUUGAUAAUAUUGCAAGUAUAGUUGAUGAAGAUAUCUAUGCAAAACAUCAACAUUCAUUUGUACAAGGUAUUGAUCAUUUAUUACCUUUAAAACCUACAAUUUGUCAAGUUUUAAUUAAUUCAACUAUACCUGAGAUUUCAAUAAUGAGUAGUAUAUUUCAACUGAUAUUUGAGAAUGGUGAAGAUUGUGAAACAUUUUCAAAAGGAUAUCAAAGUUUUAUUUUACCUACUAAUAAUUUAAUCAAAUCUUCUUUAACUAAUAUUGAAUUAGCUUAUUAUUUAUUAAACUUUAAUACCAUCAGAGGGGCAACUAAAGGUACUACCGAAGAAGCAACUAAAGAAGUAAAUAAUGAUAUUAAAGAUUUACUUGAGAAUUUAAUGUUUUCAGAAUUUAUAUUUGGUGUAAAUAAUACUAAUAGCAAGGCAAAAGCAAAAAGUGGACUAAAGCAAGAAUUUAAAUUUAAAAAGAAUAAGCUAGAAGUUGGAAGUCUUGAAACUGAUAAUUCACAUGUAUUAUCCAAUGGUGCAAUCCAUAUAUUCGACGAAGGUGAGUCAUUUUUCAAAACAUUAAAAGUUCCAACUGUCGAUAUGGUUGCUCGUAAAGCUCUUUAUGCAUUAAAUUAUUCAAAUUUUGUGAAAGAGCUUCAAUUUAGAUCUCUAGAUUAUUUAAUUGAUGGGUCCGUUAAAAAGCAAAGUAUAAUUUUAGGCAUUGAUCAACGUGACGAUACAAAUGAAGAGGUUAAUUUGUUAUCAUUUAGCUCAAAACAAAAUCUUUUAUAUCAAUUUGUUAAUGAAGAGAUAAAAAUAAAAGAUGAUUUGCAUAUAUUAGUUGAUUCCAAAUUGUGCUCGAACAAGAAAAUUGGUGGUUGUUACAAAAUUAAGAUUUCGUCAUCAGCAGAAAAUGGAGAUACUAAAACGACAAUAAAUGACGAAGUGGAUGUAAUAGAAUCAAUUCCUAUUGCCAAUAGUAGUGUCAUUUAUAUUGGAAAUGAAGAAAUUACCCCUCCAGUAAAUUUAAAACAUUCAUUAGGUGACUUGAUCUCAAGUGGAACCAUACCUAGACAUUUGGAAAAUGUUGAAAUUGACAGAACAAGUUGUUUACGUACACUAGGAUAUUUAAAUACAUUUAACUUAUAUUCAUUAGAUGAUAACGAGGCUGGUUACUCAAUUUUCUUACCAUGUGGCGCAAAAACCACACAAAUUAAUAAAAAAACAAGUUUAUGGGAUGAUUUAGGUUUAGUAUUGGAUUAUUUAGAGCUGAAUCCAAAAUUAUUUAAAAAGAUUAUUCAAGGUUUGUUUUUAAAUGGUGUUGUCUAUUCAAAUUUUAAGGGUAAUAAAAAAUUAAAGAGUUUAAACGGUCAAAAAGUUCAAGUUUCUGGUGAACAAAAAAAUGACACCAAUUUCAUAAGUUUAAAUAAAACUAUAGUUGAAAUAGCUUCAAAUUCUGAUAUUUUAUUUAAUCAAGGUAUUGUUCAUGUCCUUGAUAAAAUUUUAUUACCUGAUGAUUUCCAAUUACCAAUUGAGGAUUUAAUCAAGACGACUUUUGAUACAAAGUUUCCUGGAUUUUCAAUUGAUAAUUUACUUAAGUUUUAUCCAAAAAUAAAAAAAUCUUUAACUGGCAAUCAUCCAUUUUCAUUGUUAGUACCAACACCUGAAUCAUUAAAAGAUUUUAAUAUUACAUCAUCAUUUCAUGAUUUAAUCAAAUUCAUUGAUUUCCAUUUGAUACCAAAUGAUGAAGUAAGUAAAAUAUUAGAUUGUAUAAAUGGUGUCAAUCAAGAUUCAAUUAUUAAAACCAACUUGUCGCAAGGUGGAUUAACAUGUAGACAUAAAAAUGACAAAGUAAUGCUUAAACUAUACAAAUUAAAUGAAACUGAGACUAACAUAGAGUCAUAUAAUAAAGAUCAAGAAGUGAGGGUAUUGAAACAUGGUUGUACAUCAGAAUAUAAAGGAUCUACCAAGGAUAUAUCAUGUAUAUUUCUCCUUGAAAAACCAAUGAAUUUAAAAUGGUUUGAAAAAACACAUACUGGUGAUAAUUUUUUACAUAUUCAUCUUGGUCUAGUAAGUGUUGGUAUUGGAGUUAUAUUAGGAUUAAUAAUGUUUGGUGGUGUCAUGGUUGGUUUUGUUUAUUGUACUAGUCGAAAGAAAACAUAUAAUUUAGAUAGUGAACAUUAUUUUCCAAGAUCAGAUUCUGGAUAUAUGAGUGUAUUAACUGAUGAUGAUGAAUAUUUACCAUAUGAUAGAGGUUAUGAGACUGAUACUGAUGUGUUAAGAUCUGAAACCGAUGGUCUAUUAUUACCAAGUAAUUUAAAAAGAAAGAAACGAAUUAAAAAAAUUGAUUAUGGAUCAAUAAUUAAUAACGAAAAUGAUGAUAAUAGAUUUACAGUAUUACCAAAAGCAACAUUACCUAGAAAUAUAGGUAAUUUAAAAGAAACAUUAAAUAGAGAUAGGAAUAUUCCUGGUUGUUCUCAAUUUUAA